Molecule: messenger RNA, 3830 nt
Organism: Paramormyrops kingsleyae
Lineage: Eukaryota; Metazoa; Chordata; Actinopteri; Osteoglossiformes; Mormyridae
Gene: dbn1
Product: drebrin 1
Biological process (GO): neuron projection morphogenesis; postsynaptic actin cytoskeleton organization; positive regulation of dendritic spine morphogenesis
Cellular component (GO): cortical actin cytoskeleton; site of polarized growth; lamellipodium
Molecular function (GO): actin filament binding
Source: RefSeq, a predicted model, not a curated record
CUGUUCAGUGUCAGUCCCGUUGCUGGAUAACAGUGCACAGCACGGCAUUAGGACCCUGCGGGCUCCCAACGGAGCUCUCGGACCACGCAGCUCGCCGGCUCCGCCACAGAAAAGCUUCAGUCCCUUUGUUUCAUCCUCAGUAGCGCUCCACUCCCUCCUCCACCCAUCUCCUCUACUCGGCUUCACACCGGUCUGGAUGAUUGCUAGGACGGCAACAUGGCUGUGAACCUCAGUAAGAAUAGACUGGCCCUCCUUACAGCUUACCAAGAUGUGAUCAGCGAGACGUGUUCCACCGACUGGGCUGUGUACACGUAUGAGGAUGAUGGCAACAACUUGGCAUUGGCGUCAUCAGGAGAGGGCGGGCUGCUAGAGGUCUCUGGGAAAUUUGACAGCUCCCUUGUCAUGUAUGGCUUCUGCAGCCUCAAGGAUCCUGCAGCUUCUCUGCCACGCUACAUCCUCAUCAACUGGGUUGGUGAAGAUGUCCCGGAUGCCAGGAAGUGUGCGUGUGCUAGCCAUGUAGCCACCAUCGCUGAGUUUUUCCAGGUCAGUCCUUCCAAGGAUGUUGGCAGAGGAACCUCCAUGGGGGUCAACGUCAUCAUCAACGCCAGUAGCGUGGACGACAUCGACCCCUCUGCCAUCGGACAAAAGCUGACCAACGGCACGACCCACGUGGCGAGUCCGGUGCUCAGUCGGCUACGGGUGAAAGACGAGGAGCAGCCCGAGAACGUGGGCACCACCUACCAGAAGACCAAUGCGGAGAUCGAGAUGAAGAAAAUCAACAGAGAAGAAUUCUGGGAGCAGGCAAAGCGUGAGGAGGAGCUGCGCAAGGAGGAGGAGCGGAAGAAGGCCGCGGAGGAGCGGCAGCGGUUUGAGGAGGAGCGCAUGGAGCUGGAGCGGCGAGAGCAGGAGGAUCGAGAGCGGCGGUACCGCGAGAGGGAGCAGCAGAUCGAGGAGCACAGGAAGAAGAUGCAGGACGAAGAGGAGGCCAGAGAAAAGACAAGAGCCCAGGCCCUUAUAACAGAGCCAAGCUGUGACGACAGUGCUCAGGACAAGAAGGAGUCAGAAGUGGAGGAGGCGGCAGCCAUCAUCGCCCAGAGGGCCGAUAACCCGCGGGAAUUCUUCAGGCUGCGGGAGAAGGCCUUGGUCAGCGACCAGGACGACUCCCCUGUCUCCGUCCACAGGACCGAAAACUCAGCAGAAGGGUCCUCAGAGCGUGCCAUGGAGGGCCUCUCGCCUACACCCAUCCCCACCAUCGUCACCACGCCCAUCCAGGAGGAGGACACCUACCAAAACGAAUGGGACCCUGAGCCCGAGCAGCGCACCCCUGUGCAAGAGUCGGCCCCCGCCAAACCUGUUCAGAGUGUGGCCCCAUUGGCCAGAGAGACGCCUGACAACCACUCAGACUUCGGGGUGCCGCCUGACGCCCCGCCCCAGCAGGAGACAGACAGCCUGCUGGACCUAUGGGAGUCAGCGGGUCCCACCCCUGCCAUGGCACCCUCCCAGGCAGCCCACCUCAUGGACCUGAUGGGGGACCCGGUGGAGGCGGCGCCGGCCGAUGUCAGUGCCGGACUCCCUCAGCCGCUCCUCGACUUUGAUGACCUGCCUGAGCCCCCCGCCUCCUUCUGCCAGGGCCCGGAUGGGAUGGAUGACCCGGCUCACCAGGUGGACCUGGGGGGCCCACACGAGAUGGGCCUCAGCUACCAGCAAACGCUGGUGCAGGCCGGCGGCUCUGACAGCCAAGAGCUGGAUGAUGGUCAACUGCUCAUGACCAACGGGGACACGUUGCUCAAAGAGAGCACCCAGGCGAGCGAGGGUUACUUCAGCCAAUCACAGGAGGAGGAGUUCGCCCAAUCGGAAGACUGCUCUGCCAAAGCCACUCCGAUGCCAGUGUUUUAUAACAAACCGCCAGAGAUUGACAUAACUUGCUGGGACACAGACCCCGUGGUGGAAGAUGACGACUAAAAUGGUGCCAGACUGGAAGAGGGAGGUAGAAGAGACUCGCCUUCAAGAAACUUAACCGUGUAACAAUUAAUUAGUCUUGCAUUAAAAUAAAAAAAAAAAGUUAAAAAAAAAAAGUUUCUAAAAGGAACUUAAAAAGCAGUGAAGGGAUUUGGGGUUAUUGUUAAAGAUGCAAAUGAGUUUUUCUUUUUUUUUGCUUGGGCUCCUCGUAAUUAUUCCCCGUUUGUUUUGGGCAUGCUGAGGACAGCUCAGAGGUGAUUUUCACCAUCUCACAGUGCGUGCUGCUUCUUGUCGGGCUGCAGACAGACUCGCUGUACCAUGCAAGUGUAAACUGGAGCAUUGAUGCACCAGUCCUCAUUCAGCUGGUUUUCUCUGGGUCAAACCUGGUCCUGUUCCAAUCUGUGGCCUCGUUCAUACCUUUUACCUCACACAGGUCCAGAUCUUGCCCAAUAGCCCCCAAUAUCCCAAGUGUACAUGACUGAGACAACUGAUUUUGUCUACUUUAAUUCUGCCUUAGUUGCAGGUUUCCACCUAAGGGGUAAUAGCUAGUUUUCCUCAGAUUAGGGAAUCUGUGUAUUCAGGAAAACUGGCCCUUAGUGAAGGUACAUGAAUGGAAACUGACAGAAGAUCCUUUCCCAUCCCCCAAAAAAUGCCUGGUUAAGUGAAAAUAGACAAACAAUACUUACAGCAAUAUACUGCUUCGCUAGUAAAUUUAUAAAAAGUUUUCCUUACUAAAGUUUCCCUAUUUCAAAGACCAAAGUUUGUGGAUUCAGACUACCUAUUAAAUGUGCGUAUUAAUCAUUAGACUUAGAGAAGUUUUACUUAGUGGUGGUCGUGUUCCUGUCUAGUCCUUCUGUCUUCUAAACGUUCAAUGAUUUGGGGAGAUUUUACUGGGCACUCCUGCUGACAAAAACGACCUGCUUUGUGAACCCACCGGCAUCACCGGACUACAACUGACCCAUUAGACUGCUUUAUUUUAGACUCUUUUCUGACAGAAAAAAAAGACUUUUUAUAAAUACUGCUAUUUUUCAAGGCGACUCUUCAUUCCCACCUGCAGUGGUGUGACUUCAUAAAUACAACAUAGCAACAUAAAGCUGAAUGUUACCUGGCAAGAACUGUUACAUCUCAAAGACUCGACAACUUCACAAAAAAAACCACACAAAAAAAAAACAGAUAAAUCCUCGAAUAUUACUCUAAUGGCAAAUACUCUGUAAAGGUUUGUUGUCUUCCAUUUUCUGUCCAGCCCAAGGAAACCUACUGACUUAUCCGAGGCCUCAACACUGAGCUCCCCCCACCAAAAAGAAGGGCAAUGGAGAGGCCUUGUAGCCGAACAAGCAAUAAGACUGACCUACGUGAUCUGUGUGUAGUAUAGAUGUGUAAAUAACCGUGAUUUUAGGAUUACUAAUCUAACGCCGAUUAACGGUGGCGACAUUAUUUAUAAUCGUGGACUAGAUUCAGUCAAGGGACACUUUUGGACUCGCGAUUCAAUAAUUCAAUGAUGAUAAUAUUUUGCCGUUAGUGAUUGACUGGCUUGCGUGUUCCCCAGAAAAUCUGAUUUUGAACCACCCGGCAUCUUUAACAAUAACCACGGACCUCCUGACAUGGUUUCAGUGUCUGUCCACACCUUUUAAACAUCUUUUAAAGUUUACGCUCUUCCUCUGUCAUGCUGCUCGGAAUCCUCAGCCUCCCCGACUCUGCCUUUGCGAAUUCUUGUCUUUCUUUUUCCAUACUUUCUUCUAUGGCUUCUCUCUCUGCUUGAUUUCAUCUGCUUGCCACCCUCUCCUCUUCAAAACAAGCACAAGACUUUAUUUUUAUUUCUGUUAAUUGCUCCAUCCUCAUGUAUGUUAUUAAAGAACGUUAAAAAAACUCCA